AUAAGGAAUUUGAUGAGCCAGUUGGGAACCAAGCAGGAUUCCAGCAAGCUUCAGGAGAACUUACAACAGCUACAGCAUUCUGCAAACCGCCUUGCCAAAGAGACCAAUGAAUACCUUAAGGAGUUGGGGUCUCUACCACUUCCUCUGUCUGCUUCUGAACAGCGCCAACAGAGACUUCAGAAAGAACGUUUAAUGAAUGACUUCUCCGCGGCAUUAAAUAACUUCCAAGCAGUCCAGAGGCGAGUGUCAGAGAAGGAAAAAGAGACUGUAGCAAGGGCAAGAGCUGGCUCCCGCAUCUCUGCAGAUGCGCGGUUCAGAGAAGAACAGCUUGUUUCAUUUGAUAGUGGUGAAGAUUGGAAUCAAAUGCAGUCUCAGGAAGAAGAUGUGGCAAUAACUGAACAGGACCUUGAACUCAUUAAAGAAAGAGAAACAGCAAUCAGGCAAUUAGAGGCAGACAUUUUGGAUGUCAAUCAGAUAUUUAAGGAUUUAGCCAUGAUGAUUCAUGACCAAGGAGAUAUGAUUGAUAGCAUAGAGGCAAAUGUGGAAAGCGCAGAAGUCCAUGUGGAAAGAGCCAGUGAGCAGUUACAGAGAGCUGCCUAUUAUCAGAAGAAAUCCCGUAAGAAGAUUUGCAUCCUGAUUCUUGGUCUUGCUGUGGCUUCUAUAAUCAUAGGAUUCAUUAUCUGGUGGAUAACAGGAUGAAAUCUUCCCAUGGAACCUAAUCUCAUUGCUGAGACUUUUUUUCCCCCCUCAGAGCGAACAGGCUGACAAGUCUCAAAAAUGAAUUGACCACUCUGAGAGAGCACAAGCUGGAACUACUUCUAGUAAUAGAUAUUAGCAACUAAUGUGCAGAUAACUAGUAUUUGGAAUUAGUGAACCAUGGAGACGGUAUUUAUCAGUUUAUAUACAAAUUAUAUUGUUUUAUGUAACUAAAAUCUUGUGGUUUUGCUUUCUGUAAUGUAUUAUUCCCUGUCCCAACUGUAUGCUGAAGUGUGAUCAAUAAUUGGAGAUGUCUUGUUUCUGACAAGUGGCACAACGUUAAUAUUUUAUAUGUAUAGGUAACUUUGUUGGACUGGAAUAAGAAUGACAUUCAAAGAUGGCACAACACUGAUUCACAUUACCUUAAUCCAGCAGUUUCUAAAGUCUCCAGGAUCUGCCCCAUGAUUUUAUUAGUCUCCAAGUGGCUGUGAUUCUAGAUUCCCUUGAAGAAAUGUUGUUACAGAUUGGAAAGGCAAGGAGAAGUAUCCGUGGGUGAUAGCUGGAACCACUGGGUGCUGGUCAGUUCAGCCUCGAGACUCGUAACUGUGGUGGUUAAUUUUUUGAGCAUGGUUGGGG
Nestor notabilis (Kea) is the source of this 1332-nucleotide messenger RNA. It is a transcript of the gene STX12, whose product is annotated as syntaxin 12. The record is from RefSeq and is a predicted model, not a curated record. Gene Ontology annotation, molecular function: SNARE binding; SNAP receptor activity. Lineage: Eukaryota; Metazoa; Chordata; Aves; Psittaciformes; Psittacidae. The transcript is spliced from 8 exons. Gene Ontology annotation, cellular component: endomembrane system; SNARE complex; postsynaptic recycling endosome. Gene Ontology annotation, biological process: intracellular protein transport; vesicle fusion; vesicle-mediated transport. Bases 13 to 699 code for a protein of 228 amino acids.